AUGAGAUACGGGAUUGGUGGCAGCAACCUCGGGAAGAGGAUUGAGAUCGACAUCAGCCGUAGCUGCAUCGACAGAAGAGGCAGUGUUGAUGAUCGGUUCAACGGCGGUAACUGCCGAAGUAGGGAUGGAAUCAAGAGGUUGAGCUAUCUUGUCAGAAGGGCCGCUCGGAGAAGGAGGGGUAUCUGUGUCGGGCAUGAUGAAUCAAAACGAAAACAGCAAGAAGUAGAACAAAACAGGGAGCGAGCUGAACAAGACUUUCUCUUAAAGUUGCCAACAAAGUUGAUAAUUGGUUUGGGGACAUUGUUCAUCUCAACAACAACCAUGAUAGUAGCUUUUGCUGCAACAUUGUACCUUGUGUUUGGCCAAAGCAACUCAAGGAUUCUUAUUCCUACAGUUGUCGUGACAUGCCUACCAAUUACUUCUUUUGUGACCCUACAAAUCUCUUGUCAUAGAGUUGAUGAGUGCUACAUAUGGUCGUAG
Lactuca saligna is the source of this 480-nucleotide messenger RNA. The record is from the annotation of a GenBank genome assembly. Lineage: Eukaryota; Viridiplantae; Streptophyta; Magnoliopsida; Asterales; Asteraceae.